AUGUUGUUGAUAUUGGUAUGGUUUUUAUUUAAUUUGUAUAAUUUUUAGGUAAUAUGCUUUUGAAUUAGUGUUUAGGUCUUAUUUUAGAUCUAACUCUUGGAUAUAAAUUUGUUUUGAUAUUAAAACAUGGUUAUAAAUGCUUUUGAGACAUCAUUUGAGGCAUAAUAAUUUAGGUUUCUUUUGUGUCUUAACCUAGAGAACGCUAGGGUAAAGAAUAACACAGAAGAAAAAAAAACUUUUUUGAAAAAAAUUAUUGACUAAACUUUCUUUCGAAAUUUGAAUAUUUUUUUAAAAAUAAAAAAAUUGGAAAAUAUGUUUCUAAAAUUUUCUCAUUGAACUUUUGCAAAUUUUGAAUUUUAUUUUUAUGAAAGUAAGGAGUAUAAAAGCGGUGGUUGAGACGGUAUUUGUUUCAGUACGCUACGACUGGGAUCGGAACGAGAAAUAUUGACUUCGAGGCCCAAAGAGAACAGCAAGAGGCUGGUGUCGUUGAUAUUGGUAUGAUUUUUAUUUUAUUUGUAUAAUUUUUAGGUAAAAUGCUUUUGAAUUAGUGUUUAGAUCUUAUUUUAGAUCUAACACUUGGAUAUAAAUUUGUUUUGAUAUUAAAACAUGGAAAAUAUGUUAAUUUUCUUUGAUUUUAGGAUCAGGGUUUUAUGCUGGAUCGGCUGGGGCUUCAUCACAAGUAAACGGAACGAGAUUUAAGACAAAAUUGAGUUUGUCAACAAUCAUACGACGAAUUUCAGUAAGUAUUGGGUUCUUUGGUUGUUUUAAUCUUUAGGCACGAGAUUUAAAAUUGGUAAAAAAUUGUAGAAGAUGAGAACAGAAAAUACAGUCUUAGUUUUCGACGAAUGAACUAUUUAGUUUUGGUUUUAAAUGCUUUUAAGACGUUAUUUGAGGCUUAAUAAUUUAGGUUUCUUUUGUGUCUUAACUUAGAGGUUAGGGUCAGGGACGUCGUUUGGGAGGGGGGGGGGGCAUGGGGGGGGGGUACCCCCCCAUGCCGAAAAAAAAUCCACAGGUACCUGUACGCGGAAAAACGAAAAAAAAAUUUUUUUGAAAAAUCGGUCCACAGGUAGCAGCUACCUGUGGACCAAAAAAAAUUUUUCGACCUCCCCCCCCCCCAGAGAAAAACCGUAGCGACGUUCCUGGUUAGGGUAAAGAAUUAUCGGUAGACGAGACGGUAUUUGUUUCAGUACGAUCAAAAUGUGGAUCUGUUCUAUAAUUCAAUUGAUUCUGAUGUUUGCAAUAAUGGUCCUAUUUACUUCGGCGACUUCGAGCACAUCAAAAGUCGAAGAAGCACAAGUCGAGUAAAAAAAUGUAAGUUUCUGAUUAUUAAAAAAAUUUAAAGUUGAUAUAGGCAUAACACGUAAUUUAGUUAUAGUAAAACCCGCCAUUCUUUUCUUUCCAACCUCAUACUUUUAUAUUUUGAUAUAUUUUAUCUUGUAAUUUGAUAAUUGAAUUUUAGAAGUCCGAAAAGAGCGAUGGAUCUAGUAAAAAGAAGUUGAACAAGGAAGAGAAGAAGAAGAGCAAAAAGGUAAGGCUAUUUAUAUUACUUUUGUUAUGUUUUGAAUGUCUAAACUAAAUACUGUUGUAAUAUUUUGUGGUGAUUGACUAUUUUAGAUUUUUUUAUUUGUUGUUCUUUUAGCGCCCGCAUAGAAAGUUCCCGCAGCCUCGUUUGCUGCCAGGGCAACCCAAGAAUAAGCCAGAGGAUGUAAGUUUUUUAUCUUAUAUAUCCCCCUCUCUUGCAGAGCUAAAUUUAUUAAUGGUUUUUUAAAUUUAAUUUUUUUAGAUUGAUGCCGCUGUUUCGGAACAUUUGAACAGGGUGACCAAGGUGGGUCAAGAGACCACCCAAAACAAAAACGUAGAAAAUGCGAAGGGCAACAUACAAGUGGUCCGACAAUCGUCUGACUUGAAUAUAGUAAGUUUCUCUAUAAAUUUCAUAAUAUUAUUAUGUCUUUGAUCUAAAGCAUUUUUUUGUAACGAUCACACAAAACGUUGUUUAACUAGUGUUGUAAAGCUGGUUCCAUCGGGACGGCGGAGGAAAGCUUCGUAAUUAGUAGUAUUUUUAUAUACUAAUGUUCUUGUUUUACAGGUUUACAACGUUCUUGUGAGCACUGAUAGUUUGCCAAAAGACCCACCAAUCGACAACAUUAAUUUCUAUGGAAUAUUAAAGCAUUGUGGUAUUACAGUUCGUACCAUACCAGUAAGAUUUUUCAACUAUUAUCAAAAAAUUUUAAACGGUGGAGUAGCUAUGGCGAGAAACCGUAGUCAGUGUUUUGCCGGACCGGUCCGGAUGAGAAUUUUUUCGGUCCGGUCCGAAAAAUUUUCGGUCCGGUCCGGCUCUAUUUUUUUUCGCUCAGGUCCGGUCCGGAAAAUUUUUUUUUUAUUUUUAAAAAAGAGCCAGGAACGCUAAAACUGCUUUCUUUGCGUUUAAAAACUCUUAAAAAUAUGUUUUAUUUGCAAUUUUUAAAACAGUUUUAUUAAAAUAAAAAAAAAAAUUUUUUCCGGACCGGUCCGGACGGGUCCGGCAAAACACUGACCGUAGUGUGCGUUAGGUUUAUCGCUAGACCCUGCCAAAAGUACUUUAAACACUUUCCUCGGAAAGACUAACGUUUUAAUUUUUAGUAUGAGCGCCGAGUACAGUACAAUGUCCGAUAUGGUUUGGAAUAUUAG
Molecule: messenger RNA, 2667 nt
Organism: Bursaphelenchus okinawaensis
Lineage: Eukaryota; Metazoa; Nematoda; Chromadorea; Rhabditida; Aphelenchoididae
Source: the annotation of a GenBank genome assembly